AUGGGUUGCCCCGUUCCCAGCGCCGCCCCGAUAGCGGGUAGUAUCGCAGCAUACACCUUUCCCUCAAUCUACAACAGUUCAACCUUGUUCGACCUCAAUGUAGGGUCCACCGACAUUCCCGUGAUGCAAUUCUACGAAUACGACUAUGCCCACUUCUCCAUGGACAGCAAGCCCACCUGGAUCGCAAUCACCAUCCCCGACGACACCGACCUCACCGACGUCCGCAUCUCGCCCAAGAAGCUCGGCAUCACGCCCACAAAAUCGACCGGCUGCGUCUCCUUCACCAUCCCCAGCGACGAAUACCUCAUUGUCAAGAUCGGAAGCCUCAAAGAACUGGUCAUUGCCGCCGACAAGCUCGAGACUAACAAGCCCGUGAAGUCUGCCUCGUACGUCUACAACAUCCUCUCGAAACCCUUCAACGCAGACCCAACCGGAUCAGGGCUCGCGACCACCACUCUGCAAAAUGCAAUUGACACCGCGGCGGCAGACUGGGCGGCGGCCAAAAGUAGCGGCGUCAGCGGCCUGCCGCCCAGAGCAACUGUCUACGUCCCCAAAGGUCUCUAUCUCAUUGGUAACAUUGUCCUCAAGUCCAACACGGAGCUAUACCUCGAAGCCGGGUCAUUCCUACGCUUCACGGGCGUGAAGUCGGACUACACCCUGCACUGGUACAAGAGCUCCCAGGGCCGCGACGUAACAUGGUGGAUCCGCACCGACUUCAACAGCACCAACAUCAAGGUCUAUGGCCGUGGAACGCUCGACGGAAACGGCAAAUACGGCACCAACGUUGGAAAGAUCAACAACAACAUCCUCGUCCCCAUUGCCACAAGCCACUUCAUGGUCGACGGAAUCGUCAUCAAGGAGUCUUCAUCAUGGUCGACCAUUCCCAUGAGGUCACAGAACCUCUUGUUCCAAAACAUCAAGUGGUUCAACUCCCUAUGGAUGAGCGAGAACGAUGGAAUUGAUGUCCUUGAGAGUGUGGACGUUAUCGUGAGGCACACGAUCGCAAUCUCGCUCGACGACCCGUACUCGACCAAGGCGUACACCAAGAUCUUCCCGAAAUACAACGACGUCCUUCCUGCAGCGAGGGCGGUGGAGAACGUGCUUUUCGACGACAAUCUUUCAUGGACUAGAUGCUUCGCGUUCAAGAUUGGCCAGGGAGUGCAGAUGCCGCACUUGAACAUCACCUUCCAGAACGGCGUUGUCUAUGAUGCCGCCGUCGGACUCGGAAUCCACCACGCUUGGGGAACAUCCUAUAUCAAAGACGUGACAUUCAGUCUCAUGCAAGUUGAGCGCAUCACCCUGGAGCUCGAGGGCCGUAGCACCUGGCUCGGCUUCAUCAUCACCGACAAGCCCGACGGCACCCCGGCCGCGUCGGACGGCGCCGGGCCCGUGUCGAAGGUCCGGGUCCGAGAUACCACCGUCUGGAGCAAGGGCAAGACCGGAAUCUCGCUCGAGGGUCUCAGCCCGACGGCGAACAUCUCCAGUAUCUUCUGGAGCCACACCAAGAUGCCGGGAGUGGAUGGAUAUGCGCAGAGCUUGGAGGCGCUGAACAGUAAGACAGAGCCGACGUUUGUGUACGAUAUCAAGUGGGACACCGAUUAA
Molecule: messenger RNA, 1602 nt
Organism: Morchella importuna
Lineage: Eukaryota; Fungi; Ascomycota; Pezizomycetes; Pezizales; Morchellaceae
Exons: 2
Coding region: 1-1602 (533 amino acids)
Biological process (GO): carbohydrate metabolic process
Molecular function (GO): polygalacturonase activity
Source: RefSeq, a predicted model, not a curated record